Molecule: messenger RNA, 1239 nt
Organism: Asterias rubens (European starfish)
Lineage: Eukaryota; Metazoa; Echinodermata; Asteroidea; Forcipulatida; Asteriidae
Product: growth hormone-inducible transmembrane protein-like
Exons: 8
Coding region: 149-1210 (353 amino acids)
Cellular component (GO): mitochondrial inner membrane
Source: RefSeq, a predicted model, not a curated record
UAUCAUCGACGCAGAACAGAAAGUAGACGAGAUUGAGUGAUGUAAUUCGUCGUUAAUCUUGCUCCUUUUUAUUACAUUUGUUACAAGUAGGGAAUAAUACUAAACUUGAACACGAGAAUUAACUGAGUGUAGACAUCCUUGAGUCAUCAUGUUUGCUUUAGCCUGUAGAGGCGUCAUCACCCUCCCUGCGAGGGCCUCAGUCUCCCUUCCGGCUACUAGAGCCUCCAUCUCCCUUCCUGCUCGCCACGCUAGAGGGACAACAUCAUGUGUGAGAACCAAGAUCAAUGUCUUGGUGGCAGUACAGCGUUACGCCUCACAGAGUAGGAUUGGGUUGAAGAGGGCUGCUAAGACAAGGACCUUAAAGGAGAUGGCAGGGGCACCGGCUGAUGGGUCAGCCAUCAGCAUUGGAAGGGGUGCAGUUGCGGGGGCAGCGGCAAUCGGCGUUGGAGCUCUCUGCUACUAUGGCCUGGGGAUGUCUAAAGAUGUUGGCACACUAGAAAGAGCGGCGAUGUGGCCAUCUUAUGUUCGUGAGAGAAUUCAAGCAACGUAUGCAUACUUCGGUGUCGGUAUUGCAUCAACAGCCGCCUCGGCCAUAGCGAUCUCCAGAAACCCCGCCUUGAUGACACGCCUUAUGCCUAAAUCAUGGGUGGGAGCACUUGGUAUGAUGGGCGUCGUCAUGUGUUCGGGCUUCAUCUGCAUGUCGGUUCCCUACACCGAAGGCAUCAUGGGAGGCAAACAGCUCGCGUGGUUGGCACACAGUGGACUCUUGGGGGCGGUGUUGGCACCCAUGACCCUUCUUGGAGGUCAGCUUCUUAUCAGGGCGGCAUGGUACACAGCUGGAGUUGUUGGAGGAUUGUCUUGCGUUGCUACCUGUGCACCAAGUGAGAAGUUUCUUUACAUCGGUGGCCCCUUAGCGAUGGGUCUAGGAGUAGUUAUUGCUGCAUCCAUCGGAGGUAUGUUCUUUGCCCCUUCAACGGCUCUGGGAUCAGGCCUUUAUGCCAUCAGUAUGUACGGUGGUCUUAUUCUGUUCAGCGGGUUCUUGUUAUACGACACGCAGUUGAUUAUGAAACGAGCGGAGACAUACCCCAUCAUGGCCCAGCAACCUUACGACCCGAUCAACUCGGCGAUGGGCAUCUACAUGGAUACAGUCAACAUCUUCAUCAGAAUCGCCAUGAUCUUGUCGAAUUCCUCUGGAGGUCGCAGGAAAUGAACAUCGAGCUAAGAAGAAAUUUUCAUCCA